CUCCUCCCUUCUCCUCUCCUCCCCGCUCCCGCCUGCCCCACCCCUGGGAAGCCCCUCCCGUCGGGCAGCGCCGCCUUUAUAAGCGGUUUCUCUGCCCGGGGGCGGCAGCGGCUGGUCGGCGGCAGCUCUGCGGGUGCGGGGGCGGCGAGCCGAGGACCUAGCGACCGCGUCCGGAGCGUGCCGGCCACCGCCCGCACCGCCCUUCCGCUCGCUCCGUGGACGGCCGCAGCCCUGCGGGUCUCCACUCCAGACCCACCUCCGCCCCACCCCGCGCGCCUCUGCCGCCUCUUCCAGAGAUCCAGCUUGCUGAGCGGCCGCCAGUGCCGCUGUCGCCGCCGCCGCCGCCACCGCGCCAGGUUCCGGCCGCGGCCACCUUCCGCCGUCCAGGGCCCCUCCGUCCCGGCCCCGGGACCCCGGCUCCCCGCCAGCCCCGGCCCCGGCACCAUGUCGGAGAAGAGCGUGGAGGCAGCGGCCGAGUUGAGCGCCAAGGACCUGAAGGAGAAGAAAGAGAAGGUGGAGGAGAAGGCCAGCCGGAAAGAACGAAAGAAAGAAGUGGUGGAGGAGGAGGAGAAUGGAGCUGAGGAGGAAGAAGAAGAAACUGCUGAGGACGGAGAAGAGGAAGAUGAAGGGGAAGAAGAAGAUGAGGAAGAAGAAGAUGAUGACGACGAAGGGCCCGCGCUGAAGAGAGCUGCUGAAGAGGAGGAUGAAGCUGAUCCCAAGCGGCAGAAGACAGAAAAUGGGGCAUCAGCAUGAGCCCCCUGCCAAUGGGCUGGGGUGGGAGGCCCCCCAGGGCCUGGAGAUGGGGGCAGGGUCAGAUGAGUGCAGCCACUCUUCACCUGGCUCCUUGCUCUGGGCCUUGCAUCAGAGCUGCCACCCUCUUUCUCCCAGCCUUCUCAUGUCCACCUCUCCAGACACUGCCCCUCCAUCUCCACUCUGCCGUCUGCCAUGUCCUGACCCGUUCCAUCUGAGCUCCCCAGCUGGUCCCCAGUUGCCCCUUUCUCUCUCCUUCUCAUCCUUUCUCCCCCCAGCCACUCCCGCCCCUCCUCCAUUAGCCUCUCCUUCCUAACCGCUGCAUCCAGCCUCCUGUCCUGUCCGUCCCUACCCUGCCUGAUCCCUGGGUCUCCUUCAGAUCCCCUCCUUUCAGACAGCGCCAGGCCAGGGUGGGGCCAGGGUUGGGACCAAGCCCCACAGCUACCCCCUCUACCCCCCUUUUUGUAUAAUUUAAUAAAGAAAUGGUCGAGCUUCUGUUUUUAA
Molecule: messenger RNA, 1254 nt
Organism: Phyllostomus discolor (pale spear-nosed bat)
Lineage: Eukaryota; Metazoa; Chordata; Mammalia; Chiroptera; Phyllostomidae
Gene: PTMS
Product: parathymosin
Exons: 5
Coding region: 445-753 (102 amino acids)
Biological process (GO): negative regulation of apoptotic process; positive regulation of transcription by RNA polymerase II
Cellular component (GO): nucleus
Molecular function (GO): histone binding
Source: RefSeq, a predicted model, not a curated record